AACACGUCAACAGUCAGUGAGAACCCACGCGAGCUUAGAUCGAGAUCUAUUAUAUUAAAUAAUUUAUUUAAUUAUUUAUUUAUUAAUCAUUAAUUUAAGUAAUUACUGAAAAUGGCUUCGAUUCUCUCAACAUUUUCAGUUCUCAAAGAUCACGUUAAAUUAAAAUUCUCUGAAGAUAACGCAGUUAUUGAUAAUAUUGUUUUCCGACUUCAUUAUCGUGCUACUUUUCUUAUACUUGUUGCUAGUUCAUUACUUGUUUCAUCACGACAAUUUAUUGGUGAACAUAUCAAAUGUAUCAUUGACCAAGGAUCAUUGCCGAGUCAUGUGGUGGAUACGUUUUGUUUUUUCACAUCAACGUACACUGUUUCUAAACACAUGAAUAAAACACUAGUCGAACUAGGACACAUACCUCACCCAGGUGUUGGACCAUUCACCAAAGACGAUGAAAUAACACAUCACGCUUAUUAUCAGUGGGUUCCAUUCGUUUUAUUUUUCCAAGCAAUACUCUUUUAUAUUCCACGUUAUCUUUGGAGAAACGCAGAAGGUGGACGAUUAAAAAUGUUAGUAUCAGGAUUACAUUUAGCAACGCUAGCACUACAUGAUGAAAAAAUGGAAUUAGAUGGCGGAAAGACAAUACCUUCUAAACGUGACCGUGAAGAAAAAAUUCAGCAAAUAAGAACAGCAUUUUUGAACAGGCUCCAUAUAAACAGACCAUGGGCAUAUUAUAUGAGUUUUUGUGAGGUUAUUAAUUUUACAAACGUACUUGCGCAAAUUUACAUAACUGAUGCAUUUUUGGGUGGCGCAUUUUUAAAUCUGGGUAUCACGGCUACAAGCGCGGACUAUAAUUACAAUGACAAAAUGAAACCACUCGAUAUUGUAUUUCCCAAGGUAACUAAGUGUGCAUUUCAUAAAUAUGGAGCCUCUGGAACUAUACAAAAACACGACGCACUCUGUGUAAUGGCACUGAAUAUCGUUAAUGAAAAAAUAUAUAUUUUCCUAUGGUUUUGGUUUAUUAUAUUAGCAAUCAUUUCGGGCCUUGGGCUCGUCUGGCGGAUGUUAACAAUGCUAUUACACUCAAGAAGUAAAGCAUUCAAUCGUUACAUAUUUUCAAUAGCCUGCCCUGGUAAAUAUAAUCCAUGGAACGUUUUAAAACUGACCCACGACUACUACUUCGGUGACUGGUUAUUUCUUUAUUACAUCGCUAAAAAUUUAGACAAUUAUGUUUUCAAAGAAUUGCUCGAAAAAUUAGCGUAUGAUUUAGAAGAACGAAAAGCUGAGCGUAUGAGAUAUUUAAAAAGUUUAUCGCCUGAAGAACAACCUCUUAAGCAGGCUUAAUUUAUAAUCAAUGUUUACAUUUAUUAUUAUUUUUUUUUUUACAUAUCUUAGUAUUUUUUUAUUUAUCGUACAUUCAACUCUAGUCUUAUGCAUUUAUUUUUAAUUAAUUAUUCGGGAAGAUACAGUGCCGGGGGGGGGGGGGCAAAUUUUGAUAAAAAAAAAUUUUUUAGCUUAGAUGUUUUAGAGCGAAAUAAAGCAUUUGGGAUAAAAUGGGUCAAUGAAAAAAUUUGAGAAUAACAAAAAAAAUUCGUGGCGGGAUUUUUGCCUAGGAAAUUUUUUAAAAAUUAUGUAGGAUAAUUGAAAUCCACAAAAAUUAAUUACUCGCUUAGAUACCGCUCUUCUAUAUAUUAAAUUACGUGGAAAAAAAAUUUUCCUGACCAUAAUAUAAGAUUACUUGCGGUAACAAACAUCUGUCUUGAUACACGGACAUAAUAACGAAUCGCUUGGAUGAUAAUUUUUAAAUUUAUCAUAAACUACGCACACUUGUUUUGUUAAAUGGCUUAUUUAUAAUAUGAUCUAGUAACGUAGAAAAAUGAACAGAUCAUUAAAUUUGGUCAAUAAAUAUUUUCCCGCCGAAAUUACGGUUUUAGGCCGGAUCACUAUAAGUAAGCGACUAGUCAGCUCAUUGUAAUUUUUCUUACGGGAAUAGCGAAUUAAUUUUUUAAAAAUAUUGGAUUUGAUGUCACUUAUGAUUGUAAUUUUUUACUGAUGCUAAAAAUAUAAAUAAUACUAACUUUUGUUAAACGUUUGUUAUAACGAUCAGUUUAAUUUCCGUACUUAAAAUUUUAUUUUUAACGAUAACUUUUAUUGGAAAUUUAUUAA
Molecule: messenger RNA, 2157 nt
Organism: Microplitis demolitor
Lineage: Eukaryota; Metazoa; Arthropoda; Insecta; Hymenoptera; Braconidae
Gene: Inx7
Product: innexin inx7
Exons: 6
Coding region: 112-1335 (407 amino acids)
Biological process (GO): phototransduction
Cellular component (GO): gap junction; plasma membrane
Molecular function (GO): gap junction channel activity
Source: RefSeq, a predicted model, not a curated record